Molecule: messenger RNA, 1288 nt
Organism: Perognathus longimembris pacificus (Pacific pocket mouse)
Lineage: Eukaryota; Metazoa; Chordata; Mammalia; Rodentia; Heteromyidae
Gene: Ccnq
Product: cyclin Q
Exons: 5
Coding region: 121-873 (250 amino acids)
Biological process (GO): regulation of transcription by RNA polymerase II
Cellular component (GO): nucleus
Molecular function (GO): cyclin-dependent protein serine/threonine kinase regulator activity
Source: RefSeq, a predicted model, not a curated record
GCGGGUCGGCCCGGCCGGAGCGGGACGCUUGUAUAGGCCACUGGAAUCCCGGGCUCAGGCCUUAGCGUACCGGGAGUGCAACUCCUGGUAGGGGUUCGUGGGGUCAUAGGACAUGACCUCAUGGAGGCUGCUCACUCACACACCUGCGGAAAAGGGGCCGAGGUGUUGGGCGCCGAGGGGCUGCCGGUGCCCAAGGAGAGGGUACACUUCGAAGUUACGAAGUUCAUCAUGGAGGCAGGUAUCAAGCUAGGAAUGCGGUCCAUUCCCAUAGCCACUGCAUGCACCAUUUACCAUAAGUUCUUCUGCGAGGUCAACUUGGAUGCUUAUGAUCCUUACCUGGUUGCCAUGUCUUCCAUCUACUUGGCCGGUAAAGUGGAGGAGCAGCAUCUGCGUACCCGGGACAUCAUCAACGUGUCCAACAGGUAUUUUCACCGGGACAGCAAGCCCUUGGAACUGAACUCACGAUUCUGGGAGCUCCGAGACAGCAUUGUACAAUGUGAACUCCUUGUGUUGAGAGUCCUGCGCUUCCAAGUCUCCUUCCAGCACCCACACAAGUACCUGCUCCACUACCUGAUUUCCCUCAAGAACUGGCUGAAUCGUUAUACCUGGCAGCGGACACCCAUCUCCAUCACAGCCUGGGCGCUGCUGCGGGAUAGCUACCAUGGAGGGCUGUGCCUCCGAUUCCACGCUCAGCACCUGGCGGUGGCCGUGCUCUACCUGGCUCUCCAUGUCUAUGGAGUUGAGGUCCCUGCUGAGUGCGAGAGUGAAAAGCCAUGGUGGCAGGUGCUUAGUGAUGAUCUUACCAAGCCAAUCAUUGAUGAUAUUGUGUCUGAUCUCAUUCAGAUUUAUUCCAUGGAUACAGGAAUCCCCUAGCCCUGGCCCAGGCCUGCCCAAAGAGAACCCCAGGAUGGUCAACUGCCUGGGGAUUGUGCCACUAUGUCUCUGUGACAGCCAGUCCGGGGUGGACUGGUUAUACUGCUGGGGAUGGGCUGGUGAAGGUGAUGACUGUCCCCAGCAGCCUCGGUGCAGAUGAUGGCAGGACUGCACCUCCAGUGGGCAGGCUGGGGAGUCACGGCCUGUGGCUACCCUGAUGUGACCACAUCUGUCUUUUUCCUUUGAGAUGACUCUGACUGCAACAGAGGUGGGGAAUCACUAGCAGCAAAGUCAAGGAACAGAAGGGACUGUACUCCUUGGCCUUUUUUUCCCUAAAAAGCCAGAUUUAUAGGAAGUAUGAUUGUGCAACAUAGAUGGAAUUUUAUUUUGUGUAAUAAAAUGAUGCAAAUCAACA